AUGGCUGCAGGUUAUACAAGACCACAAUCAUACUCUCCGAUUCGCGAUGAUGAUGAUGAUGCACUCAAUUUAGAAUUGGGAAAUGGUUCGCGUACUGGUACUGGAAACGAUAAUGGUAUUAAAAAACUUCACGGACAAGUUCAAGAAGUUGUUGGUGUUAUGAAAAAGAAUAUCGAUAAAUUGCUUGAUCGUGAUGUUGCAUUGAAUAAUUUAAUGACAAGAGCUGAUGAACUUCAUACAACGGCUGAUACAUAUAAUCAGACAACAAAACAAUUAUCGCGAAAAAUGUGGUGGAAAAAUGCUAAAACAAAUAUAUGUAUUGGUUCAACGGUAGCCAUUGUAAUUAUUAUCAUAAUCGGUAGUAAGCAUUGUUUUACAUAG
Didymodactylos carnosus is the source of this 381-nucleotide messenger RNA. The record is from the annotation of a GenBank genome assembly. NCBI's taxonomy places the organism in Eukaryota, Metazoa, Rotifera, Eurotatoria, Philodinida, Philodinidae.